AUGGUCGUCCACAGUAGCGGUCGCAAGGCCGAGACGGGUGCUGCCGACCCCAUCAUCACCCGCAUCUCCGAGGAAGACAAGGUCGCCUGGUACAAGAAGCCGAACCUGCGAUACCUCUACCUCAUGCUCUUCCCAACGUGCAUGGGCAUCGAGCUGACGUCCGGCUUCGACUCCCAAAUGAUCAAUGCUCUCCAGAUGGUCAGCGCAUGGAAAGACUACUUCGGCUAUCCUAGCGGAGCUCUGCAGGGCAUCAUCGCUGCUGCGUACUCGCUCGGCGCGAUCCUCUCUCUGCCCUUCAUUCCAUAUGUCAACGAUAGGUGGGGCCGCCGAUGGUCCAUCUUUGGUGGCAGCACCAUCAUGAUCUUGGGUGCCCUGCUCCAAGGAUUCUCGACGCACGUUGGCAUGUACAUCGUCGCCCGCCUCAUCCUCGGAUUUGGUAUUCCGACUUGUAUCGUGUCCGGCUCGUCGCUCAUUGGCGAGCUCAGCUAUCCCAAGGAACGACCGGUUCUGACGUCGCUGUUCAAUGUUGCCUACUUUGUUGGCCAGAUCAUGGCUGCUGGUAUUACCUUUGGCACAAACACCAUAAGCAAUGACUAUGCCUGGAGGAUCCCUUCGUGGCUGCAAAUCUGCCCGUCUCUCCUGCAGAUCACCUUUGUUUUCUUCCUCCCCGAGAGCCCCCGCUGGCUGAUCGUCAACGACCGCAUUGAAGAGGCCAGAGAGGUGUUCAUCACGUACCACGCCGAGGGCGAUCGCGACUCGGACUUUGUCAAGGCAGAAAUGGCACAGAUUCAAACAACCAUUCGGAUCGAGCUGGACGCUGCCAAGAUGAGCUGGAUGGAUAUCCUCGCCACGGCCGGCAACAGGCGUCGAGCUCUCGUGACCAUGUUCCUCGGACUCUUCACUCAAUGGUCGGGCAACACGCUCAUCUCCUACUAUCUCGGCACUAUCCUCGAGAAGAUUGGCUGGACGAACACGCAGGACAUGCAGAAAGUCAACCUCGGCAUCGCAGGCUGGAGUCUCAUCUGCGGCACCACCGUGGCUCUGCUCGUCCGUCGCUUCCGGCGUCGCGUCAUGUACAUGACCUGCGUCCUCGCUCUCCUCUGCGUCUACAUCGCCUGGACCGUCUCCAUGGAGCGCGCGAUGCACGCCAACGAGAACAACUACACCAACAACGCCGCCUCGACAGCGACCCUCUUCUGGAUCUUCGCCUACUCGCCCGCCUACAACAUUGGCUACAACGCCCUGACCUACACCUACCUCGUCGAGCUGUGGCCCUACGCGCUGCGCUCGCGCGGCAUCGCCUUCUUCCAGCUCUUCGGCCGCCUCGCCGGCUUCUUCACGACCUUUGUCAACCCCAUCGGCAUGGACAAUGCCGGCUGGAAGUACCUCAUCUUCUACUGCUGCUGGCUCGCCUUUGAGGUUUGCUUUGUGUGGUUCAUGUUCCCCGAGACGGCGGGCCGGACGCUUGAGGAGCUGGCUUUCUUGUUCGAGGACAAGCAUUUCGCGGAGAACGCAAACAUGGCUGUCGAGAAGGUUGUGCAUGAGGAUGUGCCUGGGGCGCAGAGGCCGCUGGGGGAUGAGAAGGAGGCGGGCGCCGGGGAGGUGGAGGAUGCGGGGAGGAGGGUUUGA
Messenger RNA from Verticillium dahliae VdLs.17, 1629 nucleotides. RefSeq lists its product as uncharacterized. Gene Ontology annotation, biological process: carbohydrate transport; transmembrane transport. Bases 1 to 1629 code for a protein of 542 amino acids. Gene Ontology annotation, cellular component: membrane. Gene Ontology annotation, molecular function: carbohydrate:proton symporter activity. The record is from RefSeq and is a predicted model, not a curated record. The transcript has 8 exons. Lineage: Eukaryota; Fungi; Ascomycota; Sordariomycetes; Glomerellales; Plectosphaerellaceae.